AUGUUGAACAUACAGCAAGCAAAGUCCCUCUACGAUGCAACCAAGUACUGGUUCACCGUACUUCCCCCAUUCAUGUCAAUCGCCAACUUCGCCAUAGAUGCCCCCUUUGGCCGGUUUGCGCUCACCUCGAAGAGCAUAUUCGAGCUCGACGGUAUCCGCUCAUGGAUAUUCAUGGAGCUCGUCUCCAUCGUCGCCCUCUCCAACGCUUACCUCCGCUCGCCCCUCAACUCCGCGUCCUUCGGCAGUCCACCCUCACUGAGCCUGUCCCACCCCCCGACGCUCCUCGCAGGGCUUUACGUCAUCCACUACAUCAACCGUGGGCUCCUCUCCCCCCUGCGCACGCCCUCGCGCUCCAAGUCCCACGUCCUCGUCGCCGCGCUCGCCAUCGCCUUCAACUCCUGCAACGGCUCCCUCAUGGGCGCCUACCUCUCCUCCCCCGGCGCGCAAACCUUUCUCGCCGACGCGUACGCCCGCCCGCUCUUCUGGUUCGGGCUCGCCCUCUGGGCGCUGGGCUUCGCAGGCAACAUCGCGCACGACGAGAUCCUGCUCAACCUCCGGCGCCGGCACAAGGCGGCCAAGAAGGACGACGACGACGCGGACGGGUCGAAGCCGAAGCAGGAGCAUUACGCGAUCCCGCACGGGGGCCUGUACCGCUUCGUCUCGUUCCCGAACUACCUGUGCGAGUGGAUGGAGUGGGUCGGGUUCGCGCUCGCCGCCGCGCCGCCGCCGUCGGUCGCGGGCGUGGGGGCGUACGUCGCGACCCUGCUGCCGCCAUGGCUCUUCGUGGUGAACGAGGUGCUGUUCAUGUUCCCGAGGGCGUUCAAGGGGCACCGGUGGUACCACAGCCGGUUCCCGGACUACCCAAGGAGCGCAAGAUCGUGA
Epithele typhae is the source of this 882-nucleotide messenger RNA. RefSeq names its product 3-oxo-5-alpha-steroid 4-dehydrogenase-domain-containing protein. Gene Ontology annotation, biological process: lipid metabolic process. The transcript has 3 exons. Bases 1 to 882 code for a protein of 293 amino acids. Gene Ontology annotation, molecular function: oxidoreductase activity, acting on the CH-CH group of donors. NCBI's taxonomy places the organism in Eukaryota, Fungi, Basidiomycota, Agaricomycetes, Polyporales, Epitheliaceae. The record is from RefSeq and is a predicted model, not a curated record.